Messenger RNA from Spathaspora passalidarum NRRL Y-27907, 1020 nucleotides. RefSeq lists its product as uncharacterized. Bases 1 to 1020 code for a protein of 339 amino acids. NCBI's taxonomy places the organism in Eukaryota, Fungi, Ascomycota, Pichiomycetes, Serinales, Debaryomycetaceae. The record is from RefSeq and is a predicted model, not a curated record. The transcript has a single exon.
AUGACGUUAUCCACCAUCUUGCAACAGAUCAACAAGAAGGGUAAGAUCCAGCCCAAGGUGUCUUCUUCAAGCUCUGGUAAUGAUGAUAACCUUUCGUCUAGGAUUCAAUCAUAUAAAGCAACCACUUCUAACAAACCUAUAGACCCGGUUGUUGCCAAAUUAAAGGAAAAACGACGAUUAGAAAGAGAGAAGAAGGAACAGGAGUUGCGAUUAAAGAAAGGAUUAGCACCUAAACCAGUCAAAUCAACAACUACCAGACAACCCAAAUCAACAUCUGCAUCACCUAAAAAAACCCAACCUAACAGUAAAACUAGUCGUGGACAACCACCUCCACCUCCACCCCCACACCCACUUCCAACCAAUAAUGAUCUAAGAAAGAAGAAACUCAACUUUAACGAGUUAAUGAAGAAAGCAUCGAAAAUAGACCAUGAUAAACUUUCAAUCAAGUUCCCUGCCAAGAGCAAAUCUCCUGAAGUAGGGCCUGCUCGGAUAAGAACACCCGAUAAACCAAACACUAUAAAACCUGACAUUCCAAGGGAUGAAAGGUUCAAGAAACCUGUUGCACAACUAAAACGUGCCAAUACUUUACCACCACCUCCUCCUCCUCCUCCUCUUAAGGCAACCUUGAAAGCGCCAAUACCUACCAGAAAACCUUCAGAAAAGAUCCAACAAAAGAUCAACGAAAAGAAAAAUACAAAGAAAAAGUACCAGGAAUAUGAGGAAGAAGAAGACGAUGAACUUAGUUCAUUCAUUGCAUCUGAUGAAGAAGAAGAAGCAUACGACUCAAGAGAUUACGAUAGGGAUGAGAUCUGGGCCAUGUUCAACAGAGGAAAAAAACGGUCAUACUAUGACCGGUAUGACGAUUACGAUUCAGGUGACGAUAUGGAAGCUACUGGUGCAGAAAUCCUCGAUGAAGAGUACCGUUCUAGAGUCAAUGGGGAAUUGGAAGAUCGUCGUGAAUUAGAGCAAGAAAAGAAGUUGGCGGCUCUUAAAAGAGCAAGACUUCAUAAACUGCGAUAA